Molecule: messenger RNA, 1203 nt
Organism: Lactuca virosa
Lineage: Eukaryota; Viridiplantae; Streptophyta; Magnoliopsida; Asterales; Asteraceae
Source: the annotation of a GenBank genome assembly
AUGGCGAGGGUACCCGAUCUGGAUCAGCUUUUUGCUCGGCCGCCCGAGCGAGACAGAGUUUACAGGAGGGUUGCAUGGGUUUUCUGGCAGUUACCGAGGGUGCCUCCCGAGAGGCAGGUGGAGUUCCGGAUUGAUUUAGUUCCGGGAGCGGCGCCUAUUGCCAAGGCGCCUUAUCGCCUUGCCCCGCCCGAGAUGCAGGAGUUAUCCUCGCAGCUUCAGGAGCUGUUGGGGAAAGGUUUUAUACGACCGAGUAGCUCGCCAUGGGGAGCGCCGAUCCUUUUUGUCAGGAAAAAGGAUGGUUCACAUCGGAUGUGCAUUGAUUACCGGGAGUUGAACAAGCUGACGGUCAAGAACUGUUAUCCACUUCCGAGGAUUGACGAUCUGUUCGAUCAGUUGCAAGGUGCAUCUUGGUUUUCUAAGAUUGAUUUGAGAUCAGGGUAUCACCAGAUGAGAGUACGCGGGGAGGAUAUUCAGAAGACAGCUUUUAGGACUCGUUAUGGGCAUUACGAGUUUGUGGUGAUGCCUUUCGGGUUCACCAAUGCACCGACAACAUUCAUGGACCUCAUGAACCGGGUGUCCAGACCUAUGUUGGAUCGAUCGGUGAUCGUGUUCAUUGACGAUAUCCUCGUGUACUCGAGGUCCAAGGAACAGCACGAGGAGCACCUUAGAGAGGUUUUGGGAGUAUUGAGAUCAGAGAGGCUUUAUGCCAAAUUCUCCGAGUGUGAUUUCUGGUUACGAGAGGUCCAGUUCUUGGGCCACCUCAUUAAUCAGAAUGGGAUUUUGGUCGAUCCGGCCAAGAUUGAGGCUGUUAUAAGGUGGGAGGUGCCGAGAUCCCCCGCCGAGAUCAGGAGCUUUCUGGGAUUGGCCGGCUACUACCGGAGGUUUAUCAGAGAUUUCUCUAAGAUUGUCGUCCCCCUCACCAGGUUGACCCGGAAGGGCGUUACUUUUACUUGGGGUCCCAAGCAGCAGACCUCAUUUGAGACUCUUCGCCAGAGGUUGUGUGAAGCCCCGGUGUUAGCUCUUCCCGAGGGAAUGGAGGACUUCGUGGUUUAUUGUGAUGCAUCUAUAUCCGGGAUGGGUGCGAUGCUAAUGCAGAGGGGACACGUGAUAGCAUACGCAUCGAGGCAGUUGAAGCCUCAUGAGACGAGAUAUCCCACCCACGACCUAGAGCUGGGGGCGGUGGUCUUCGCCCUCAAGAUCUAG